Molecule: messenger RNA, 1848 nt
Organism: Planococcus citri (citrus mealybug)
Lineage: Eukaryota; Metazoa; Arthropoda; Insecta; Hemiptera; Pseudococcidae
Exons: 1
Coding region: 101-1657 (518 amino acids)
Source: RefSeq, a predicted model, not a curated record
AUCUUAUAAUGGUCUUGUGAAAACACCAUCUGGAAAACGCCAAUAUGUAAAACCUCGAAGUGCUCGUAAAUUGCUUCCUAGGUGUGACUGUAAAUUGAGCAUGUCAGGAAAAGGAAUAGUUCAAUGUCGUGAAAUGACUGAUGAAAAUCGUGAAAUCUGUUUCAACGAAUUCUGGUCUAUGGACUGGUCAGCAAAGAAAGCUACAGUUCGAAGUUUAGUUACUCAUUCAUUACCUAAAGACACUCGACAUCGAAAGGGAGCUGUUUCUCGAAGAAAUACAUCACUUCAAUUUCAUCUUACUAUACAGAAUGCUGAAGAACAGAAAAAAAUUCGAGUUUGCAAAACCAUGUUUUUAAAUACCUUCGGUUUAAGGGAGUGGACAGUUCUCAACUGGGUAAAAGUCGGAUUUGAUGAAAAGGCACCUAAGACCAAUCAUUUAAGAACCGCGAAUAGUGAAAGAAGACGUGGCAUCGUAAAAGAUUUCUUAGGAUUACUACCAAAAAUGGAGUCGCAUUAUUGUCGUAAGGACACCUCUCGCCUAUAUCUUGAAUCUAUUUGGGACAGUCUGAGCCAUGUUUAUCGUGAAUAUCAAAAGUAUUGCAAGGAGAAGGAAGAGAAGCCUCUUGAUUACACAGGAUUUAACGAUGUUGUUGAGGAACUGAAGAUAAGUAUAUUCAAGCCACGGAAAGAUCGAUGUGAUUUCUGUGUAGGCUAUGAGAAUGGAAGUUUAGUUAUCAGUGAUGCAGAUUAUCAGCUUCAUCGACAGAAGAAAGACAUAGCUCAAAAUGAGAAGACUGCCGAUAUUAAAAAUCUAGAAAAGAAGUUUGUUUUCUCUAUGGAUGUUCAAGCUGUCAUGGUAUGCCCAUUGAUGAAGGCAUCUGCUGUGUUCUUCAAAACGAAACUAAACGUACAUAAUUUUACUAUUUAUGACCCGAGAACUCAUGAUGGUUUAUGUAACCUUUGGGACGAAUCAGAAGCUGAUUUGCAGUCAAGUGUCUUCGCUACCAUGAUUAUAGACUAUUUAGAACAUUUACCUUUAACGGAAGGAGAUGAGAUAAUUAUGUGGAGUGAUGGUUGUACUUAUCAAAAUCGUAAUGCUGUACUGUCCAAUGCUCUCUUAAACUUUGCCAUGAAGCGACAAGUAACUGUAAUACAGAAAUAUCUCGAGAAAGGUCAUACGGAGUUGGAGUGUGAUGCAAUGCACGCAUGCAUCCAAAGAAAAUUCGCUAAAAAGAACAUCUACUUACCUAGCACCUACCAGAUGUAUUGUGAAACAGCUAGGCUGAAAUCAGAUAUCAAGAAACCUCAUCCAUACGUUACAAAAUACUGGCACUUUGAAGAAUUCUUUGACUUCACAAAACUUUCUUGGUACCCAUCUAUCCGACCUGGAAAGAAAACUGGCGACCCAUGUGUCACUGAUAUUAGAGCUUUGCGCCAUGGACCAGAUGGAGUGCUAUCUUACAAGCUUGACCAUUCAUCUGAAACAUGGGACGUAUUGCCGACACGCAAGAAAGCUCCAAAGAAAGUUCCAAAUUUGAUUCCAAAGCUAUUUUCUACUCGCCGACGAAUUAAGGAUACAAAAUUUCGCGAUCUCCAAAGUUUAAAGGCUGUACUUCCUAGGGAUACCCACGAUUUUUACGAUAACUUGCCUCAUUAGGCAUCUAUUUUGUUUUUUUUUAUGUUAUUUACUUUUAUCAUUUCAUUCGGUUUUUUAAAUCGAAAAUGCUCAUUCAAAAUAAUAAUAUUAAAAUAAAUCAGUUGAUUUUAUUUUCUGAUGUUUUUUGUUUAACAAAACUUUGAGCUUAUUAUGUCAAAGAAAGUGCAAUAAUUUGGGAAAUGAAUAUUGUA